UACAGGAAAUUGUUGACGUCAGAGAUAAGCGGUGUGGAAGAUAAGAUACGGAGGGUCGAAAACAGCUCUGUUCUUACUGCCCCAUAGUAUCACGUCUCAUAGCACAAGUGCCAACAGAGGGUCGCUAAUAUUUACUGUAUAUUUAACGGCAUCGUCAACCCCAGAGAAGACGAUGUCAAAGCCUGAAGAAAUCGCACAACCAACGCCUGCUGGUCCUCCUCCCCCGUACUCUGCUUACCAACAACCUCAGUACGGAUUUACUGCACCCGGCAGCAGCGUUGUGGUGACGCAGCAGCAACCACAACAGCAACAUGUAAUUACAACACAGCCGGUUAUCACCACCACCCCCGUUGUGGUGGUCGCCGGCGCCACCUGCCCGGCAUGUAGGGCGGGCAUCUUGAGGAACGAAUUCACCUGCUGUGGCAUCUUCUUGGCCAUCUGUUUCUUCCCCCUCGGCUUGCUCUGCUGCUUCCUCAUGAUGGAGCGGCGAUGCAGCAACUGCGGACUCGCCUUCGGGUAAGGAGGAACGCCCUCGCCUACGCCCUCGCCCGCGCUACUCUGCACGGGUGCCACACGCCCAUCCGGAACUCUCGGCGCGCAAAAGAACUACGGGCGUGAAACAUCGCACUGCCUUCUCUCUCUCUCUCUCUCUCUCUCUCUCUCUCUCUCUCUCUCUCUCUCUCUCUCUCUCUCUCUCUCUCUCUCUCUCUCUCUCUCUCUCUCUCUCUCUCUCUUUACGUUUUAGUGGAAAGAUUCCAAGUGUUUUUUAUCUUAUUAUUAUUAUUUUAUUUUAAGAAGAACUAGUCUUUAUUACAACAGGCUUAGAGUAGAUUUUAUUUCUGACUGACUUUUAGUUUUAAUCCUUGAUAAUUUCAGCAAUGUAGCUGUACUGGUAUGAAUACUAUACCUGAAGGUAAAUGGCAGUAGUAAUUUCAUCACCAUGAAAUUAGGGCUGAUCCUCAACACGUCUGUUAUGCAACGCCUUCUGAAUAAUAUCGUGCUAUGAUAGACCUACAAAAAGAGUCAUAUUCUUGUGACUUUCUUUGUAAAAUAGCGAGUCACAUUGAUUUUUUUUUUAUGAUAUAUAUUUGACUUCAUCAUAUUCAUUCUUGAGGUGAUAAUGUAACACUGGCUGUCAUGUUUAUAAUGUAUAUUUAGUAGUAUAACCAUUAUAUUAGUGAUCUAUGAAUAAAUCGCUUAUUCAUUUAA
Penaeus indicus is the source of this 1209-nucleotide messenger RNA. Its product is annotated as membrane protein BRI3-like. Bases 173 to 520 code for a protein of 115 amino acids. Lineage: Eukaryota; Metazoa; Arthropoda; Malacostraca; Decapoda; Penaeidae. The transcript has 4 exons. The record is from RefSeq and is a predicted model, not a curated record.